UACAGGCUGAGGUUAUGGCAACUCAAAGCCGAGCCGACAACAUAUUGGAGCCAUGGCUUGAGCCGAACAAGAUUGUCAUGGUGACCGGCGCGUCGUCGGGGCUCGGUUGGGAGUUCUGUCUCGACUUAGCCGAAGCAGGUUGUCGAAUCAUAGCUGCAGCCCGGCGCAUCGACCGCCUUCACUUACUUUGCAAUCGAAUAAAUGAAAAGUUUCCAGUCACUUCCCCGACCGAGCCGAGCCAGAUUCAACAUAGAGCCAUGGCGAUGGAGUUUGACAUAGCUACGACGGAGAAAAAUAUCGAAUCUUGUAUAAACAAGGCUUGGGACUUGUUUGGAAGAAUCGAUGUUUUGAUCAACAAUGCCGGCGCAAGAGAGCGCUUGCACAAGCCGUUAGAUCUAUCACAAGACGAAUGGGACAAGAUUAUUCGAACUAACCUAACCGGGACGUGGUUAGUAUCAAAUUACGUGUGUCAACAUAUGCGCGAAGCUCGCCAAGGAGGGUGCGUUAUCAAUAUCGCGACCCUUGGUGGGCUAAAUCGCGUAAUAUUUCCCGGCGGAGAUGCCUACGCCGCUUCUAAGACCGGCGUGAACACAAUCACUAAGAUAAUGGCCAAGGAGCUCGGACCGUACAACAUUAGGGUAAAUGCGAUUGCUCCCGGAUUGUUUAAAUCAGAGAUAACUGGUAAGCUGAUGGAGAAACGGGAGCUUGUGACUGCACUGUCGAAAGUUCUCCCGUUGGGCUCUUUUGGGACGGUUAAUUCAGCGUUGGGACCGCUUGUGAGAUAUUUAAUUGGCGAGUCGUCUCAAUAUGUGACCGGUAAUGUUUUCAUCAUCGAUGCCGGUCUCAGUUUAGCCGGUGUUCCCAUUUUUUCAUCCCUUUAAAGGCAAGCCUUCACGAGGGAAAUGGGAAUUCUUAUUAUUAUUGUUUUGUAUUUUAAUUCAAAAUAUUUACUGGAUAUAGAGCUGUUAACGAUC
Molecule: messenger RNA, 974 nt
Organism: Andrographis paniculata
Lineage: Eukaryota; Viridiplantae; Streptophyta; Magnoliopsida; Lamiales; Acanthaceae
Exons: 3
Coding region: 15-881 (288 amino acids)
Source: RefSeq, a predicted model, not a curated record